This is a messenger RNA of Glycine soja, 3577 nucleotides long. Its product is annotated as cellulose synthase-like protein D1. Gene Ontology annotation, cellular component: trans-Golgi network; plasma membrane. The record is from RefSeq and is a predicted model, not a curated record. Gene Ontology annotation, molecular function: mannan synthase activity; cellulose synthase (UDP-forming) activity. NCBI's taxonomy places the organism in Eukaryota, Viridiplantae, Streptophyta, Magnoliopsida, Fabales, Fabaceae. Gene Ontology annotation, biological process: cellulose biosynthetic process; plant-type primary cell wall biogenesis.
AUGGUCAAUGAUGGACCGAACCGAAUUGAGGGGCAGAACAAAAUUGAGGGGGUAAAACUCAAUAUACCUUAUUUCAAGGGCAGGAGUGAUCCAGAUGCCUACCUUGACUGGGAUAUGAAGAUUGAACAUGUAUUCUCAUGCAACAAUUAUACUGAAAAACAGAAGGUGAAGUUAGUAAUAGCUAAAUUCUCAUACAAUGCCCUUGUUUGGUGGAAUAAAAAUCAAAGAGAGAUUAUGAGAGAGGAAGGGCGGGAGAUAGAUACAUGGACUGAGAUGAGAAGGGCUAUGCGGAAGAGUGAAAUUUACAAUACAAGUGGUUGUGUUGUGAACCUUACAAGAGAGGAUGAAAUUGACAUGUCUUGUGAUUUUUCAGGUCAACAAAAUGACCACUCCAAUUACACUGUGAUGAUGCCUCUCACCCCAGAUAACCAACCAGGAACCUCUGAUUCCAAGCAAGACAAUGUAGGUGGCACAACAACAAGGUUUGCCACAGAAUCUCAACAACGUGGGGGUGGGGGUGGCGGUGAGCCUAAAAUGGAAAGAAGAAUGUCUUCUGUUUUGAGCUCAGUGAAUAACAAGUCCAUGUUGUUGAGGAGCCAAACUCAAGAUUUUGAUCAUAACCGGUGGUUGUUUGAGACCAAAGGCACAUAUGGGAUUGGGAAUGCGUUUUGGCAGGACGAUUCGAAUUCCUUCGGGGACGAAGGAGUCAGCAUGUCGGAUUUCAUGGACAAACCUUGGAAACCACUAACUAGGAAAAUUCCAAUUUCUGGGGCUAUACUUAGCCCUUACAGGUUGUUGGUGGUUGUCCGUAUAAUAGUUCUAGCUUUCUUUUUAACUUGGCGAAUUCGGAAUCCGAACUAUGAUGCAUUGUGGUUGUGGGGAAUAUCAAUUGUGUGUGAGAUUUGGUUUGCUUUCUCUUGGCUCCUUGACAUCCUCCCAAAACUGAAUCCAAUAAACAGAACUGUAGACCUUACUGCAUUGCAUGACAAGUUUGAUCAACCAUCUGCUUCCAACCCAACUGGUCGCUCAGACUUGCCUGGCAUUGAUGUUUUUGUGUCCACUGCUGAUGCUGAAAAGGAGCCACCUCUUGUUACUGCCAACACCAUUCUUUCCAUUCUUGGUGUGGAGUACCCUAUUGAAAAAAUCUCAUGCUAUAUUUCAGAUGAUGGUGGUGCCAUACUUACAUUUGAAGCCAUGGCUGAAGCUGUCAAAUUUGCUGAGGUUUGGGUACCCUUUUGUAGAAAACACAACAUUGAGCCAAGGAAUCCCGAUGCUUACUUCAACUUGAAGAAAGACCCCACGAAGAACAAGAAAAGGCCGGAUUUUGUGAAGGACCGAAGAUGGAUGAAGAGAGAGUAUGAUGAAUUUAAGGUCAGAAUCAAUGGACUACCUGAGGUAAUACGUGAAAGAAGCAAAAUGCACAACUCUAAGGAGGAGAAGAAAGCAAAGCAGUUAGCUAAGGAGAAAAAUGGUGGAACUCUACCACAAGAUUAUACAAGUGAUGUCCCUAAUGCUACAUGGAUGGCUGAUGGCACACACUGGCCAGGGACUUGGUAUGGCCCUACAGCUGAUCACUCUAAGGGUGACCAUGCUGGAAUCUUGCAGAUAAUGAGUAAGGUCCCAGAUCAUGACCCAGUAUUGGGGCAUGCAGAUGAGAAAACUCUAGAUUUCACAGGUGUAGACAUCAGGGUUCCAAUGUUUGCAUAUGUCUCUAGAGAGAAGAGGCCAGGGUAUGAUCAUAACAAGAAAGCAGGAGCCAUGAAUGCUAUGGUUCGAGCCUCAGCUAUAUUGUCUAAUGGACCCUUUAUACUCAAUUUGGAUUGUGACCACUACUUCUUCAACUCCCUUGCUUUGAGGGAGGGAAUGUGCUUCAUGAUGGACCGUGGUGGUGAUCGAGUAUGUUACAUACAGUUUCCACAAAGGUUUGAAGGGAUUGAUCCUUCUGAUCGAUAUGCAAAUCACAACACAGUCUUCUUUGAUGGAAAUAUGAGAGCAUUGGAUGGUCUCCAAGGUCCAAUGUAUGUGGGGACAGGUUGCAUGUUUAGGAGGUAUGCACUCUAUGGAUUUGAACCGCCUAGAUUCAUUGAGCACACAGGCGUGUUUGGAAGAACAAAAACCAAAGUGAACCGUAAUGCACCACAUGCAAGACAAAGCUUUGAUGAUGAUACACAACCCUUAACAUCUGAUUCAGAAAUGGGUUAUCCACAGAAGUUUGGAAGCUCAACUAUGUUCAUAGAAUCCAUAACAGUGGCUGAAUACAAUGGAAGGCCUCUUGCUGAUCACAAAUCUGUGAAGAAUGGAAGACCACCUGGAGCACUUAUAGCGCCGCGUCCACCAUUAGAUGCUCCCACUGUUGCUGAGGCAAUUGCUGUCAUCUCAUGCUGGUAUGAGGACCAGACAGAAUGGGGAGAUAGGGUAGGUUGGAUUUACGGGUCAGUGACAGAGGAUGUUGUGACUGGUUAUAGGAUGCACAACCGUGGCUGGAGAUCAAUUUAUUGCAUCACAAAGAGAGAUGCCUUCCGAGGCACGGCACCUAUAAACCUCACUGAUCGCCUACACCAAGUGCUGAGAUGGGCCACAGGUUCUGUGGAAAUUUUCUUCUCAAGAAACAAUGCCUUUUUCGCGACUCGACGCCUCAAAUUCUUGCAGAGAAUUUCAUACCUCAACGUUGGAAUCUACCCUUUCACCUCAGUGUUCUUGGUCGUAUAUUGCUUCAUCCCUGCACUCUCCCUUUUCUCUGGACAGUUCAUAGUCAAUGGCUUGAAUCCAGCUUUCCUAAUCUAUCUUCUGCUCAUCACAAUCUGCCUCACUCUUCUAUCCCUCCUUGAAGUGAAGUGGUCAGGCAUUGCCCUUGAGGAAUGGUGGCGAAACGAACAAUUUUGGGUCAUUGGUGGCACUAGUGCUCACCUUGUUGCUGUUGUACAAGGUUUGCUAAAGGUCAUAGCUGGCAUAGAGAUUUCAUUUACCUUAACAUCUAAGUCAGCAGGAGAUGACGAACUCGAUGAGUUCGCUGAUCUUUACAUUGUGAAGUGGACUAGUCUCUUCAUCAUGCCACUAACUAUUCUCAUCGUUAACCUUAUUGCCUUAGUCAUGGGGAUCUUAAGGACUGUUUAUAGUGUGAUACCAGAGUGGAAUAAGCUCUUGGGAGGUAUGUUCUUUAGCUUCUGGGUGCUGUCACAUAUGUACCCUUUUGCUAAAGGCUUGAUGGGUAAGAGAGGAAGGGUCCCCACAAUUAUUUAUGUGUGGUCAGGAAUUCUCUCCAUUACCAUUGCAUUGCUUUGGAUUACAAUUGAUCCUCCAAGUGACUCUAUCCAAGCAGGAAAUCUUGAGGUAUGAGAUGAUGAUGGCUAUGAAGAGUAUUAUGCAUUUGGGAAGAUAAAGAUCUAUUGCAAAUACGAGUGUGGAGCAUUUUUCUUCAAUUUUUGUAGAUUGAAAUGCAAAGGAGAACAUAGCUGGCUCCUAUGAAAGUGAGAAAUGUACAAUAGAGAAGUUCUUUUGAAGUUGCUCUUGGUCUGUAGAAAUAUUUUUAUGUUUAUAAAGCUGUAAAUUUUCAUUGUGACAAAAUAAACAAAAUAAA